AUGAUGGCCGACACCCAAAACUCUGGUACCUCCACGAUGGAGGAACCAACGCAGCCGCGCCCUAUACCUCCUCCGCGCUCAUCUCUCCGUAUCCCUCCGCCCUCGCAGCCUCUUCAUUCGAGCUCUGUGAACCGAAUUCGGAAUUCACACCUCAAUCUCGAAAGCUUCUCGCCCGUCAACCAAAACGGCAGUUACGAGUUCGAUCGUGUUCUGAAGAGUGGAUACGUGCAAAAGCGGACGAGGAAGACCAAGGCUUGGAAGUCCAUAUACCUCGUUCUGCGACCCAAUUACCUCUCCAUAUACCGAGACCAGAAAGAGGACAAGCUGCGACAUAAGAUACACCUCUCCGACCUGACUGCAGUGGCCUUCCUCAAAGACCCCAAGCAGAAGCGCGAAAAUGUCUUUGGACUCUUCUCGCCCUCUAGAAAUUAUCACCUGGAAGCCACGUCAAGAAAGGAUGCUCAGGAGUGGGUUGAUCUCAUUAGGACAGAAGCUCGUAUUGAAGAGGAAGAGGAAGAGAUGAUGCUCCAAAGCCCCGUCGGAUACGCAACAGGUACAUACAGCGGAUUUGAGCGCAACAUGCAACAACAGCAUGAGCAGCGUCUCCACGAAGAGCGUCUAGGCUCCUCCUCCCCCGAGCCUAGCGAUGCCAUAACUCGUACCAAUACCUUCGGCCCCUCCUCCUACCGCAGACCGUCACAUACAAUGGAGUAUUCAGGAAACGAGAUAUCAGACUUUUCUGACGUGGACAUACCACGUGCAUGCGGCGAGGCUUCCGUCUCCGUCUCUGAAGAUGCGCUGGCUGUGAAACCUCCACAGACGAGACCAAUGCUCGACGCCCGCAACCCCAGUCAGCUCAGCGGAUUCAACGUCGAGCAGGAGCCAGAGCGGGUGGUUUGGCAGGGCUACCUCCUCUACCUCAAAUCCGUCCGUGGCGUGCGUCAGUGGAAAGACUACUGGAUCGUGGUCCGGCCCAGAAUGAUCACUAUGUACAAGAGCGAUGCCGAGUACUCUCCCAUCCUGAUCAUAGAUUUGGUGAAUGUGAUCAACGCGGUGGAAAUCGACCCGCUGAGUAAGACGAAGGUACACUGUUUGCAAGUCAUUACCGAGGAGAAGAGCUACAAGUUUUGUGCACGGAAUGAGGAGACGUUGGAUUCUAGCCUGGGGGCGCUGAAGAGCUUGCUGGCGCGGAGGAAGGAGGGGGAGGGCAAGAGAGUGCGGUAG
Drepanopeziza brunnea f. sp. 'multigermtubi' MB_m1 is the source of this 1224-nucleotide messenger RNA. RefSeq lists its product as uncharacterized. Lineage: Eukaryota; Fungi; Ascomycota; Leotiomycetes; Helotiales; Drepanopezizaceae. The record is from RefSeq and is a predicted model, not a curated record.